UUGAUUGGUAGCAUUUCAGCUUGUCCCAGUGUACGCUUGCUCUUCGUGAACGAAACCUCAAUCCUGUUCUUGCGUUUGUUAUUAAAUUGUGAAUUAUUUAUAUAGGAUUUUGUAAAUUACCUGGAUUGAGUGAAGAAUUUUUUUUUGUUGUGAAGAUCUUGAAGGAAAGGUGCCCCACUGGGUCCAGAAUCUUCACCUCAAGAUGAGGACAUUAUUCGCAUUUUUCCUCACAGUAUUAGCGACAGUGACAGCGGAACCGUACUACACGGUCGUUGCUCCAAAAGUGGUGCGUCCCAAUUCUGAGUACCACGUAGCAGUCUCCAUUACCGGUGUAUCAACACCAUCAGAAAUAAUCGUUGAGCUCGACGGAAUACUUGAUAACGGAGAGAUCUUCAGGGUGUACCACGAAGACAUCGUCGAGCCCUACAUCACGAGACUCUACAAACUAGACAUCGGAGAUACGACACCAGGGAGAUACCAGUUGACCGUGAAAGGAAGGAGCGGUCUUCUUUUUAGUAAUACGACGGAUGUUCAGUACGUGCACAAGAGCUACUCCGUAUUCAUUCAGACGGAUCGAGCUGUAUACAAGCCUGGAAGUAAAGUCCUCUUCCGUUGUAUAGUUUUGGAUUCGAGAUUGAGACCAGCUCUCACGAGACAGCUUGAUGUAUACAUCACGGACGGAAAUGGUAACCGGAUAAAGCAUUGGAUCCGUCCAUCCUUGACUCGUGGCAUCUUCACCGGAGAGCUGGAGCUCUCUUCAUCCCCAGUCCUCGGUGACUGGAAGAUCAUAAUAAAUGUAGUGGACCAGACAUUCGAGAAGUCGUUCCAGGUCGCUGAAUAUGUCCUCCCAAAGUUUCAAGUAUCAAUAGACGUGCCUAAACACUCGACCUUCAAAUCGGGAAAGGUAACAGCAACCAUUCGUGCUGACUACACCUACGGUAAGCCAGUCAAGGGUGAGGCCACAAUCACCGCCUACCCGGACUUCUUCUCGGGUGUCCUUCAGCCGAUCUUUACACCACCAGUUCGCAAGGUCUUGCCCAUCGAUGGCAAGGUAACCGUGGACUUUGAUAUCACAUCAGAGCUGAAGCUGUCGGAUGAAUACGAGAGACCGAUCGAGAUUGAGGCGACAGUCGAGGAGGCACUCACAGGCAGAAGACAGAAUGUAACGACGCAGAUGACACUUCACAAGCACAAGUACACGAUGGAGUUGAUCAAGACAUCGGAGUACUACAAGCCAGGGCUCAAGUACACGGCCUUCAUCAAGAUCGCUCAUCAUGAUGGAUCACCGGUGAGGGACAAGACUAAUGCUGUCGUCAUCUCCUACGGCUAUACAUUCAAUCAAUCAGCGUACACCAAUAUCACCAGGAUGCUGGAUGACAACGGAAUGAUUCAGCUAGACUUCUAUCCCCCGGAGAAGAUCAGCACGGAUGAUCUGGCAUCACCUCUCAACAUCGAGGCCGAAUACCUGAAUCUUCACGAAUGGUUUCCAUCCACCAAUCAAGCAAUGUCCCCCUCUGGUAGCUACAUCCAGGCAGUGGUGAAAACCGAGAGCCCUCAGGUGAAUCACGAGGUGGAAGUGGAGGUGAAUUCAACGGAAGUCCUCAAGUAUCUCAAUUACGAGGUGCUCGGUAGAGGGGAUAUCCUCAAUGCUGGAUCUGUCCCUGUGGAUGGAAGAGUUGGGAGUUUCAGAUUUCUGGCGACUUACGUGAUGGCACCAACGGCUCAUGUUCUUGUUUAUUAUACGAAGGAGGAUGGGGAGGUCGUGGCCGAUGCCCUCGAUAUUGAGCUGGAUGGAACCCUCCAGAACUUCGUCGAGGUGAGCGUCAAACCGGGAGAGACUGGACCUGGACAGACCGUCGACCUGAACAUCACCAGUCGGCCCAACUCUUUUGUUGGUGUUCUCGGUGUAGAUCAGAGAUCGAUUCUGUUGAAAAGUGGAAAUGAUAUUAGCAGGGAAGAUGUCAUGAAGGAGCUCAGGGGGUAUGACAUGAGCGAGGAGAGCCCUUACGACGGAGAAGGCUGGAGAAUGUUCUGGAGGCCGGGUAGUGCAACAGCGCAGGAUGUCUUUGACAAAACAGGAACAGUGAUCUUAACAAACGCCCGCGUCCCCGAGAACCUUCCUCUUCGGCGUCCAGGAUAUCUGGAGGGUAGAGUUCGAGGCUCUGGCCACGGGGAGUCAACCCUACGUCCUGACAUUGGUCCCCCAGUCACCCACAGACUCGUCACAAGACCACCACUGGCUGGUCCCUACGCAUUCUCACGUAUCCCAACCCCUGUAUGGAAUAGGCCCCGUGUUUUCCUUAUGCAUGACAUCUCCAACACUUGGCUUUUCACCAAUUUCUCCUCAGGACUGAAGGGAGAGACUGUCCUGAGAAAAUCCGUGCCUGAUUCCAUCACUUCGUGGGUCAUCACUGCAUUUUCCGUUGAUUCGACUUAUGGUCUCGGUCUCAUUGAAGCUCCACGAAAGCUCAAAGUCUUCAAACCAUUCUUCAUAUCGGUGGAUCUACCCUAUUCUGUGAUGAGAGGUGAAAUCGUCGCCAUUCCAAUAGUCGUAUUCAACUACAUGGACCGAGAUAUCACAGCUGAUGUAACGGUAGAACACUCCGGACAAUUUGAAUUCGCUGAAGUAUCCAACGAGGUCCACGACAACGGCCCAAAGCUGGAGCUUUACAGAACAAAAAGAGUCGAUGUGAAAGCGAAUUCUGGUGCUGGUGUUUCGUUCAUGGUAAUCCCCAGGGAAUUGGGUUACAUUCCACUAAAGGCAACAGCUACUAGUAAAAUCGCUGGAGACAGUGUGGAGCAUAAAUUACUAGUCAAGGCGGAAGGUGAGACCCAAUACCGAAAUCGUGCUGUCUUCCUGGACCUGAGAACAGUUUCGUCCCUCACCACGAACAUCACUGUGGACAUUCCCAAGAAUAUAGUCCCGGGUUCUGAGCACAUAGAGAUCUCCGCCGUGGGUGACAUCCUGGGGCCGAGCAUUCCAAAUCUAGAAUCCCUGAUAAAAUUGCCAUUCGGUUGCGGUGAGCAGAACAUGCUGAACCUUGUGCCUAACAUCGUGAUCCUUAAUUACCUGAAGAAUACGAAUCAGCUGACACAAGCUAUUCAGGGUAAGGCCAUGCGUUACCUGGAGGUGGGUUAUCAGCAGGAGUUGACAUAUCGUCACAAGGACGGCUCCUUCAGUGCCUUCGGGGAGUCAGAUGAAUCCGGUAGCACUUGGUUGACAGCAUUCGUAGCGAAAUCUUUUAAACAAGCUUCAGAGUACAUCACAGUUGAAGACAGGAUCAUCAACGAGGCGCUACUCUGGCUUUCCGAGGUUCAGGCAUCAAAUGGAUCAUUUCCGGAGGUCGGCAGGGUAUCCCACAAGGACAUGCAGGGCGGUGCCUCGAAGGGUCUGGCCCUCACUGCUUACACUUUAACCGCUUUUCUGGAAAAUCCCGAAGCGCAGUCGAAGUACAGGAACACCAUCAACAAAGGAGUCGAUUACAUCGUCAGGAAUAUGGAGGGACUCGAUGAUUUGUACGCUUUGAGUAUUUGCGUUUAUGUUCUCAAUUUGGCAAAGCAUCCUUACGAGGACGCUGCAUUCGGGAGACUAGAGUUCAAGGCGACGACGAAGGAGGACAUGAAGUGGUGGAACAAGACUGUUGAUAAGGAUGAUAAGAAUCCAUGGUUCAACGCUCUACCUCGAUCAGUCGACGUUGAGAUGACGUCUUACACACUCAUGACGUACCUCAGAAGAAAUCUCGUGAGUGAUGCCAUUCCUGUCAUGAAGUGGCUGGUGAAGCAGAGGAAUCCAGAGGGUGGUUUCUCAUCUACUCAGGACACUGUCGUCGGUAUAUACGCCCUGUCGAAGCUCGCGGAGAGACUUCUGACGAAGGAAAAUAAUAUUGCCAUCACAAUUAAUUAUGAGGGCGGUGGUAGGAGCACGAUGAACAUCAAUGGAGCCAAUGCCAUGAUUCUCCAGAAGCAUUUGCUCCCGAGGAAGACUAGGGUCGUCAAUAUCACAGCUUCUGGUACUGGCUUCGCUGUUAUUCAGGUGUCGACGCAGUUCAAUUUGAAUGUGACGGGGGCCUGGCCUCUGUUUACAUUGGAUCCUCAGGUUGACAAGAACUCUAAUGAGAAUCAUCUGCAAUUGUCCAUAUGCUCUGGAUUUGUACCCACGAAGGAGAGCAAUGAGAGUAACAUGGCGGUGAUGGAAGUGAGUCUACCUUCUGGAUUCACUGUCGAUAGGGACUCACUACCGAGUCUUGAGGUGUCGCAGAAUGUCAAGAGAGUCGAGACCAGGAAUGGAGAUACCAUGGUUGUUCUCUACUUUGAUAAAAUGGUCAGGAAGGAGUACUGUCCCACUGUCUCCGCAUUCAGAACCCACAAGGUCGCCAAACAGAAGCCUGUACCUGUGUCUAUUUACGAUUAUUACGAUUCGUCGAGGAGAGCUAGGGUAUUCUAUGAGCUUCGUGAAUUGAAUCUCUGUGAUGUCUGCGAGGACGAGGACUGCGGCGACUUGUGCACGACAAAACCCGGUGUACCAGGAACUCGAGGAUCUAGGGAUCCCAAUGGCGCGUCCCUGGUGCACAUUUGUACAUAUUUACUGAUUAUCCCGGUGUACAUCAUCCUCACGAGAACCUGAUUGCCCUAUCCAAAUUGUUGAGAUAUUUCUAGAGUUUUUAGAAGGUUUGGUAAAUGCCGAUGUGGGGAAUUUCUGCGUGUAAUCAAAGUGAUAAAUGAGUAUUUAUGUAGAGUUUCUAGGUUUAAGAAUUAAUGUGUUUAUUUUUUAAUAAAGAAUAUAUUAAUUAAUGA
Messenger RNA from Fopius arisanus, 4794 nucleotides. RefSeq names its product CD109 antigen. Gene Ontology annotation, molecular function: endopeptidase inhibitor activity. Bases 203 to 4624 code for a protein of 1473 amino acids. The record is from RefSeq and is a predicted model, not a curated record. Gene Ontology annotation, cellular component: extracellular region. The transcript has 10 exons. NCBI's taxonomy places the organism in Eukaryota, Metazoa, Arthropoda, Insecta, Hymenoptera, Braconidae.